Ogataea haglerorum is the source of this 699-nucleotide messenger RNA. RefSeq lists its product as uncharacterized. The record is from RefSeq and is a predicted model, not a curated record. Lineage: Eukaryota; Fungi; Ascomycota; Pichiomycetes; Pichiales; Pichiaceae. The transcript has a single exon. Bases 1 to 699 code for a protein of 232 amino acids.
AUGUAUCCGACCUUCAAGAAUGCGACGCCCUACGACGUGCUCGGCUUGAAACAGAGCAACGUGAAGCAGGAGGAGCUGAAAAGGCGGUUCUACGAGCUGGCCAAGGUAUAUCAUCCAGACUCCGCGCACGAUGCGCUGGAAAGCAAGGAAAAAGAGCACCGGUUCAAGCGGAUCCUUGCGGCGUAUGCUCUGCUGAAAAAUCCUCAGACACGACAGAACUACGAUAACUACGGAAUCGGCUGGGAGGACAACUCCAGCAGCCUGUACCGGCCCAAGACCGCUCCGCAGGCCGGUCAUUAUCGUCCGUCGACGUACGGCACCUGGGAGGACAGGUGGCACGGCCAACAGGACUUUGGGUUCGGAUACUACACAGACAACACAUGGAGAGACAUGGGGCCGAAUGCCAGCAAUAUGGAGACGUUCCGGCAAAACAGGCGGACGAUAUUUCUCACGCUGCUGGUGGCCACCGGCAUAUACACAGCACUGCAGUUUGCACACAUCAUAUUCUACGACGAUUACAUUGGCGGAACGUACCGCGAGUCGCUCGUGAGACGCAUCCGAAUGACGGAGAAAUCGCGAAAUGACCUUAUAGACGCGCGCGAGAACUACGGGUUUGGCAACAGCAAGGAGGAGCGCAUACAGCGCUUUCUAUGGUUCAGGCAUCUGUCCUGGCUUUUAGGCGAGGACAAGCGCACGUGA